AUGACCCGCUACAUGAGAAGCCGUUCCCGAGCCAGCCAGCAUGAGCUGCUAUUCACCACAGAACCCAUGACCAAAGCCCGGUUUGUCACCCGCCUCUGCCUCCUCUGCCUCUGCCUGCUGACUUCCUCUAGAUCGCUACACGGCUCAUUCCUUUCGCAUAGGUGCAGCUACAACCACAGCUAUGACGGCCCCUGUGUCCACCCUCAAAGCCACGGGCCGAUUGUCGUCAGCCGCGUGCGAACACUAUCUGCGCCCCGAGGCUCGGGACAUUCUAGAAGCCCAAAAAACUAUGAGUACCCAUAA
This is a messenger RNA of Xyrichtys novacula (pearly razorfish), 303 nucleotides long. The record is from the annotation of a GenBank genome assembly. Lineage: Eukaryota; Metazoa; Chordata; Actinopteri; Labriformes; Labridae.